CCACGCGCAGCCUCCUGGGAGCGUAUAAAAGCCUGCAGUCACCGUGAAGGCAGCACGGAGGAAGCUCAACCUCUCAGGUGUAGUUCUGUCUGUCUGAUUAACAACCAUGAAGGCUGUGUCUCUGAUCCUGGCUCUUGCGGUCAUCACUGGCUGCAAUGCCCGUGCUCUGCCUGGGGCUGAGCCCUGGGAGAAAACCGUGGACCGUUUCUACGAGUACAUCGACAGCCUGAACCAAAAAGCAGGUGGAGUUGUGGACACCAUCAAGACCUCUCAGCUUAGCAGAGAGCUCGACACACUGAUCACUGACACUAUGGCAGAGCUAACAGUAUACAAAGACAGCGUCCAGGAGAAACUGGGCCCUUACACCGACGUCUCCACCACUCAGAUGUCUCAGGACCUGCAGCUUCUGUUCAACAAACUGCAGAAUGACAUGUUAGAUGCCAAGGAACGCAGCACUGAGUAUCUGGGUGAGCUCAAGACCAUGGUGGAGCUGAACGCCGAUGAUGUCCGUAAUCGCGUCAACAUCUACACGAACAAGCUGAAGAAACGCCUGGACAAGGACACAGAGGAGAUCCGCAGCACUGUGGGUACCUACAUGGGUGAACUCCAGUCCCGCACCUCCCAGAAUCUGGAAACCAUGAGAGGUCACGUUGAGCCCUACGUCCAGCAGGCCAGUGACACCGCCUCUGAGAAGCUGGGUACCAUCUCUGAGCUUCUGAAGACUCAGGCUGAGGGUCUGGGCCAGCAGCUGGAGACUCAGGCCGAUGCCCUGAAGGCUCAGCUGGAGGACACCGCACAGAAUCUGCGCACCUCCCUGGAAGGCAAGAUCGAUGAGCUGACCGAUCUGUUCUCACCCUACGCCACCCAGAUCCGUGAGCAGUUUGAGGGCUUUGUGGAGAAAGUCAAGGAAACCAUCCCAGCCUAAAGACUGCACAUUUUUAAAGGGUUUUAGAUCAUUGGUGGUCCACUGUGGGUAGUAAACCACUGAUUUCUUUAUACUCUUUCAAAGAAGGGAAAUGAGGGGUUAAGAGUUACUGAUGAUAUCUUCAUUUGGGUACACUUGUGUUCAGGGAGAGUGUGUUGAAAAGAGAGAAGCAAGAGGAGAAAGCGCUUUAUUUUACAGAUGAGUUUGGUUUCUAUCUUUUGCCUAUUUUUUCCCUCUCAUUUCUCCCACCAUCACUGAACACAAGUACCUCAUUCAAUAACACAUUUCAAUGCACAAAAGAAUCCAUUAUAUGCUUAUCUACUGUCUACUUUGAGUUAACUGUUCUAUCCAUUUCUCCAAGUUUUUGUCAUCAUUGUUUGUUUCAUACGGGGGUGGAGUAGAAGGAAACGGAUUGUAAAUACAACAUCUGCACCAAAUCUAAUAGUCUUACAUUUCAAUAAAUGCACUGAAAGAAGGGGACAUUCAUAUACAGCAGUAUGUAGAGGAAAUCCUGAACCACUAAGUGCCCUCUGUAUUGUCUACAUUUCUUGUUGUUGUGCCUCACAGAAGUGGAAUGUAAAAUGACUUGAUGCAUUUAUGACAAUCAUUAAGAAAAAAGCAAUGCUGCCUACUUGUUCUUCAGUCUGAAUGGUGUCCCUUGUGUUUCCUUUGUCACAUGCCCACCAUGCUGCUCUCAGUGUGCAAAACAGUGCUGAGUGAAUAAAGAACUUAGAAAAGA
This is a messenger RNA of Sphaeramia orbicularis (orbiculate cardinalfish), 1664 nucleotides long. It is a transcript of the gene apoeb, whose product is annotated as apolipoprotein Eb. NCBI's taxonomy places the organism in Eukaryota, Metazoa, Chordata, Actinopteri, Kurtiformes, Apogonidae. Gene Ontology annotation, biological process: phospholipid efflux; lipoprotein metabolic process; cholesterol efflux. The record is from RefSeq and is a predicted model, not a curated record. The coding region runs from base 107 to 925 and encodes 272 amino acids. Gene Ontology annotation, molecular function: phospholipid binding; cholesterol transfer activity; phosphatidylcholine-sterol O-acyltransferase activator activity. Gene Ontology annotation, cellular component: low-density lipoprotein particle; extracellular region; high-density lipoprotein particle. The transcript is spliced from 5 exons.